AUGACAAUUUUUAGAGUUUGUCUUUUUUCAAUACCUUCACAUACAUACACUCAAUUCCUAGAGGAAGAUUUUAUUAAAGUUUUGGUUUUUUUGGCUAUAAAUUCAAAGGUAAAAGAAAAUAUAACAAUUAGAGUUUUGAUAGAUUUUAUUUUAGCAAAUAUAAUAGUAUUUUAUUGUUUUUAUAAUUCAUUAAUUAGUAUUCAUAUUCUUAUCAAUAUUUACAAAAUUUUUCAAAAUGGUGGAGGAACAUUUUCAAAAUGUAAAUCAAUUUUAUAUUCAAUACCAACUUUAAUAUCAAUAUUUUUAUUCUACAUUGGAUUUACAAAUUUUGACAGUUUAAUGGAAAAGUUAUUUUUAUUAUGUAUUUCAAUGACAUUAUUGAAUGAUUUUAAGGUAACCACACUUUUUAUGAAAAAAAAAUAA
Messenger RNA from Dictyostelium purpureum, 423 nucleotides. RefSeq lists its product as uncharacterized. The record is from RefSeq and is a predicted model, not a curated record. Lineage: Eukaryota; Evosea; Eumycetozoa; Dictyosteliales; Dictyosteliaceae. The coding region runs from base 1 to 423 and encodes 140 amino acids. The transcript is spliced from 3 exons.